Chenopodium quinoa (quinoa) is the source of this 2543-nucleotide messenger RNA. RefSeq lists its product as uncharacterized. The record is from RefSeq and is a predicted model, not a curated record. The transcript has 5 exons. Bases 1192 to 2289 code for a protein of 365 amino acids. NCBI's taxonomy places the organism in Eukaryota, Viridiplantae, Streptophyta, Magnoliopsida, Caryophyllales, Amaranthaceae.
CUUGACCCAGAAAUUCGCCGCCCAACACCACCUCACUCCUUCACUGCUCCCAUGCUCCAAUUCAAACACCAACCCGCAAAACUCACACUCCAACCACCAAUUCACCGCAGCCAGCCACCAACCAUCACCAGCCGCAACUGCAUCUGCUAACGAACAACCCUAAUCGCCAACAAUCGCAGCGAUUUACGCCGACUAAUUGGAGUUUUUCGGGGCUGGGGUGGAGUUUUUCGAGGCUAAGUUCAGGGCUAGGUGGGGUUUUACAAGUUGGGGUGGAGGUAUUCGAGGCUGGGGGUAGAGUAUUGGGUGGUGUUUUACGGGGCUGGGUGGUUUUUUCGGGGUGGUGGUGUUUUUCAGGGGUGCUAGUGUUUUCGUGGCUUGGGGUUGAGUUUUUUGAGGUUAGGUGGUGUUUUCAGGACUAAGUGGGGGUUUUCAGGGUGGUUCUGGUGUGGUUGGAGAGUUUUUUCGGGUGAGGGGAGGGCGGCGAGGGUCGGCGGUGGUCGGGGGAGGGGCGGCUGUGGUCAGGGUAGGGGCGGCGGUGGUUAGGGUUGGUUAUCCGGUGGUGUUGGUAGGUGUGAAGGUGGUGAUGUGGUGGUGUGAAGUUUGGCAGGGAAAGGGAAUGGAAAAGUCUAGGGGGGUGGGGAAUGAAGUUGGAAGGAUUUGGGGUAACGGAGAGGGUAAAGGGAAUGAUUAAAAGUGCUUAACAAACAACAACAAAGGGAAUCGGGGCAGUUGAUUCCCAUUCCCUUUCCUGAAUACCCCCAACCAAACGGCCCCAAGGGUUUUACUUAACUUGGAUUAUCUAUGUAUCAGUUUCCGUUUUGCUACAGGUGACUGAAUAUUGAACCUGUGACUGAUGCACUUGCUACAAAUCUGCACAUUGUCACGUAUCUGUUCAGGCACCCGCACCAAGCUUAGCAAGCCUGGCAUAUUGUGGAAAUUUUGCAUAUUAUUGACCUACCUGAUAUGUUCAAGGGUAUCCAUAUGCAUGCUGUAGAGUUCAUUUAUGGCACUUAGGGCCUCUUUUAUGGGCAUUAGUGAUGUGGCAAUGUGGCAUGAAGUUUUCUAUCUUAUGCAAGAUUCAGAUUCAUAUUGGAUGGGAACCAUGAUGGUGGCCUGUACAAGGAUUCUUUCAUUAGGAAUAGAAGUGCCAAUGGCGCCAAACAUAUAAAUAAAGACAUAUCAUCAGAUUGCAUGCAGCCGAGAAAGGGAAGAGUAGAAGUGACGAAAAUUGAAUGUAAGAAGAAUGAUGGUCAUUCAUCAAUUAAACAUGCAGGAUGGGAGAGCUUGAGUGCAAAGGCCGCUUCCAAGUCCAGCAAUCUGUCAGACGAGACCUUUAAACAAUCUAGUUCACCUGCUGUGGUAAAAGAUCAUCGAUCCAAAGACCUGCAAUUUAGAAUGGAUGCCCCUGUCUUGACCUAUUCAAAGAAACCUGACAGACUUUGCAGUAGAUCCAAGUGUCCACCUCUGAAUGCAAUUUAUGAGGAUGCUUCUAUGUUUCCGUUGAAUACAACACAUAAUUUCCUGCAGAUGACUCAGAAGAUAUCUUCUGAGAAAAUGAAAGUAGAAGUUGGAGGUGAUUCGUCUGAUAUUGUGCAUCAGAACUUUGAGGGUAGAUGUGUUCCUGUGAAAAACAGCCCUACAUCUGGGAUGUUGUUUCAUAAUAAAAUAUCUUCCAAAAAAUGGCAUAAUGACAAGAGUUGUGAUUACAGGGGACUCGAUGCCAUUUUACCCGGCUACAAGUCUUCAUUGAAAGAUUCAGCAAGUAUCAAAGUAUCUGAAAAUUGUGGCAUCAAAGAUGUUAUUUCACCAGCCUACAAACCUUCAAUGAAAGAUUCACUUGUAGGGUUAUGGCCUGGAGUAAUGGAUCACCAUACUUUGACGGAAGCAAUGAGCAGAGCAAAAAGUAGAAGAGCAAUAUCUGAUACAAAACCGGUUCGAAACAUGGUGAAUGAUGUUUCUAGAAAUUUCAAUCGAAUUCCUUGCCAGAAGAGGAAAGUUACUGAUUUAAGCAACAGCAGUAAUCCCAUUCCUUAUUGUCCCAGAAAGAUAGCUCCUAAAAAGGCAUUAAUAGAGCAGCCUGUCCUACAAAGCAAGAGUUCUUGUCCAUUUCCAAAGAAUGUGAAACUAACUUUUAAGCAGAAGCAGCAGGUCCCUGAGAAAACAAAUAUGAAAGUCAGAUUCCUUUUGAAGCAGGAGCAUGAAGCUAUCAAAUCUAACGCGCAAGUCACCAAAGACACAUUGGAUCACUCGAGAACUGCUGCUUCUCUGACGUGCAAUCAACCAAUUUGAUAUGCACAUCCUGUGAAUAAUGCAUAUAUUCUCAAAGAAUAGCGAUCUUCGUAGCAAUCGUUUAGGCUAAUGAUAUCCCAUAGGACAACACCAUGCAUAAUUUAGGUUAGAAGUGUAAGUCUAGGGGAAAGUUUUGGCCCUUUUUUUCGCUAACUGCAGGUUUGUGAUUUCCCCUACCUUACAGUUGUCCUGACUGGGAAAUUUUGGUGGUCUUGUAAUCUUAUAUUUUGUUUAUUAAACGAUUGAAAAAACAC